AUGAUCGCAAGCCGAGCACUUUCUCGGGGCAGCUGGCCCUUGGUUCAGGCAUUUAGAACAAAGCCUUUCUCAGAAUACCUACCGAUUCGAUCUCCUCCCUCUCAAGGUAUUCGGAUAUUCUCACGAGGGUACAGCAUCGCUCUAGUUGGCCUUGGAUACCGGGGCUAUAGGAGCCAUUUCCUUAGUCUCUCCAAUGACUCAUCGAUCUCAGUAUCAGCCGUAUGUGACACGAACCUCGCAGCCCUCGAGUCUUUCUCCCUCAGCCACCGCGGCAUCCCCACAUAUACCUCUCUCUCCCAGCUCCUGCAGCGCCAUACUCCAGUCUUCGCCAUCGUGUCUGUGCCCCAUGGCGCGCACAUGGAGUGUAUCACCGCCCUAGCGGCGAAGGGGGUCGCCGUGCUUAAGGAGAAGCCCGUUGCGGAGUCCAUGGACGAAUAUAACUGGAUGGCAAAUCUGCCCGUGCGGAUUGGAAUCACCUUUCAGAAGCGCUUCGAGCCGCAUUUUUUGCACUUCCGGAGUUUGCUCCCGCUGGUUGGGCGCGUCGCCGCGGUUGAAGCGAGCCUUGCGCUCAAUAUUACGAACUUGGAAGAGACAUGGCGGGCGAGCUCUGGGGUCGGGGUUACAGAGGACCUUGGAUGCCACAUGCUCGACAUCCUCGUAUGGCUAUUCGGCCUACCGACCUCGGUGAUGGCGCACCAGGUCUCCUCCGUGCGCCCCUCGCAAAGAUACGGCGGGGAUGAUGUCUCUAGUAUCUUAAUGGACUGGGGCAGCAACUGUAUAGGUCACGUACGCCUAUCACGAGUCGCUCAUCGAGCCGCUCAAUUUAUCUCGAUUACUGGGACCGACGGGACGCUUAGACUCGACGGACAUAAAAUCACACAUAACGACACGCAAGGCCGCAAAACAUUGAACGUCAAGCACCAUACUGCAGACAAACAAGUGAUCCGCUCAAUGGUACAGGAAUUUGGCGACUGGGUUAGUGGCCGACAACCGGAAUUUUCAACCUCUUUAGCCAACGUGGUGCAUACAGUUUCCAUCGUCGACGCUAUAAAAAGGUCCCUAGAAACUCGGCAGGUCCAGCACCCUCUCCUGCUUUCUUCAACCAGACCUAUAAGCAUUCAGCCCUCCGCCAGGACGUCUAUAAACCGCCAGUGUGUCGCCAAUUUCUCCACUACAUCUCACACCAAGACCGGGAACAAUUUCUUUCCCUUGAAUACAGGAGCCCUGAUUCCCGCCGUUGGCCUGGGCACUCGCGGAGCCAGGCGGGCGGGAGAGGUGUACGAUGCUGUCCGUGUAGGAUUGGACGCUGGGUAUCGCCAUAUCGAUACAGCGCAGUCUUCCAGGAAUGAACGUGAGAUUGGUCGAGCGAUCAAGGUCUCUGGUGUUCCGCGUGAGCAAAUUUGGGUCACCACGAAACUGGACAAUACAUGGCAUACCCGCGUUGAGGAGGCCAUCGAAUCUUCUCUAUGCGCUUUGAAUAUGGAGUACGUUGAUCUCUACCUCAUGCACUGGCCUGUUUCGAUCAACCCCGACGAUCCGGCUUCCCUGCUAUCAGAUUGGGACUUUGUCAAUACUUGGCAAGGAAUGCAAAAGAUCUCCACGAAGAAAUCGCGGAACAUCGGCGUCUCAAACUUCUCCAUCGCGAACCUCCAACGUCUUUUAACCCAUCAAUCCUGUAAGGUAAUCCCUGCAGUGAAUCAAGUCGAGCUCCACCCUUACUGGCCAUCUAGAAGACUUCUUAGAUACUGCACCCACCAUCGUAUUCACUGCACUGCGUACUCGUGCUUGGGGUCUGCGGACUCUCCGCUGUUGUCCGAGCCCGCACUGCUUGAGAUCUCGCGGGCAAAGAAUAAAUCGCCGCAGCAGGUUCUGAUCAGGUGGGGCAUUAAGCGCGGUACCAGUGUGAUACCCGGAUCCGUGAGCCCAGCCCGGAUCAAGGACAACUUCCAGUUGAAUGGGUGGGAUUUAAGUACAGAUGAGAUGGAGAAGUUGAAGAGUUGUGAGACACGGUCCAAGUCAUGCAGUGGCGACUGGUUGCCCGGGAACUUGCAGUUCGAUGCCGCUGAUGAUGAUGAUGAUUAG
Penicillium canescens is the source of this 2082-nucleotide messenger RNA. RefSeq lists its product as uncharacterized. The transcript is spliced from 6 exons. Gene Ontology annotation, molecular function: nucleotide binding; aldose reductase (NADPH) activity. Gene Ontology annotation, cellular component: cytosol. Lineage: Eukaryota; Fungi; Ascomycota; Eurotiomycetes; Eurotiales; Aspergillaceae. Bases 1 to 2082 code for a protein of 693 amino acids. The record is from RefSeq and is a predicted model, not a curated record.